GUCGUUGGCAGCAGUGGCGGGCGGAGGUGAGAGUGGGCGUGAAGCGAGUGUUCAACGCUGAGGGUGAAACAAGCCGCUAGAAGACUGCGUGUGAAUAAUGUUCAAUAGCGCUAGUAUUUGUGUACCAGUACUUUGGCAUAAUUACCACUGACACUGCAAUAUCACCACCCUGUAAAUGGGUGGACGUGUUUUACGUGCAAAGUGUGAACACGGUGGUAGGAUAUAAGUGAGUUUUGGUUUUAUUCUCGUGGUUUUAAACUGAAAAUUAAAUUUUAGCAAAGAAAUUUUUUUGUCCUACUGGAAUCUGAAGAGGAGCAGAUAUUUACUUCCACACUCACCGACGUGUGGUGUAGUGGGGUAGAAGAAACCCCUACAGUCGGUACAGUAACUGCAAGAACAUCAUAUUCAUUGACUUCCUCCUGCAACUGGUUGGAGGCUGUAGAAAAAUAUCUACUGGUCAUCUACCUGUUGGCAUACAUGCUGGGGGUUCUGAAAAGACGUUGGAAGCCCAAGAGACACAGCGCGGUGGUAGGUGAUGGCGCAGGCGCCCACAGCAGCGACCAGGCGGUCUGAGUCCGACGCUGCAGCAAGUUUCACUUUUGCGGACUUUUGUGACAAGCACGUUAGGUUUUGCUACAUAAUGAGUGGCAAGAAAUUCACUCGAGAUGAGGAAGUUAAGCUGGUGGAGUUCGUGGCUUACAAUGAAUGUCUCUGUCAUCGAUCUAAUGAAGACUACAAAGAUACAGAGACACAAAGGACAGCAUAUGAAAAGAAAUAUCCAGGAAUAUGGAGGAAAAGAGCGACAAGGAUUGCAAGAAAAGAUGUCGUUCAAUCAAAGCCUCGUGGAAGAGAAUGGUAAUAGAAGGAAAGGAAAUGUGCAGGUUCGGCUGUCCAAUCCAAACGUUGCGAGUGACCUCCUGCAAACGUUCUUACCUUUCUGUCAUGGACGGAAGAAGGGCGUCCAGUGGGCGUCGCGUAGGGCAGGGUAAGGCGGAGCCUGCUGUACAGAGUGAUGCUGACAACAAGUCACUUCGGACCACCGCAUCGCCUAGGCAGAUCCAUCCUGUAUGCGAAGACAGAGCACAGCUGCUCGCGUACGAGAACAAACCGUCGUCGGCAGUAAUCCUAGCGACGUCGCCGUCACUACCCCUCGACCCCCCCAGCUACCCUGCACCACCACCUCUACCGACAUACCCACUCACCCCCAACAUAUGCGUCGAGGGAGGACGAAUCGAGUUCAUCAAAACGCCACCUGAUGUCGCUACAGACCGAAAAUUUCCACCGACGCCGUCGCCAUCUUCGUCGUCAUUGUCCUCUCAGCAGGCGCAGACCGUGACGCGUGCGCAACAGACGGUCGCUGAAGACGAGAAGACCGACGUCGCUAAGGAAAGUCUGGAGGCCCGAGUCCUGGAGCUGGAGCGAGCUCUUGAGGCCGAGCAGAGGAACGGUCAGAAGGAGCGAUUGGCACUGACGCGACUCCAGCGACAGCUCGCCAGGAGGGAGGCGCUACAGCGCGAUGUGGAUCGCGAGAGGCGACUGCGGCUGGACACUGAGGUGCGGCUACGAGACUCCGCGAGUGAGACCGAGCGUUGCCGGGCGAGGCUGGCAAGCCUCCAGCGCGAGUUCGGCAGGAUGGAGGAAACUCUGCGGACCAUGUUGCAGUACAAGGCGCGCAGUGAGCAACUGAAAGAAGAGAAAACCUGUCUUACCGUCGCGUACGAGACGCGCAUCCACCAGUUUCAAAACAGCAUUACCGAGCUGGGGCAGGAGAACGAGGCACUCAGGAAGAAGAUCUGCGCCCUAGAAGCUGCAGGUUCUGGCGAGGUGCAGAACACGCUGUUGGAAAGGCUGCGCGUUCUGGAGGUGGAGAAUUCUACCCUGACGAGGGACGCCGAGCUACAAAGGCGACAGUACGAACGGUGCCUGGAUGACGUCGCGAACCAAGUAGUACGCGCCCUGCUCACUCAGAAGGGUCUGCGAGAGGAAAUUGGCAUCUUACAAAGACGUAUCAAGGACCUGGAAUCCCAGAACCGCGCACUGGCCUCUGUACUGGUGCAGCAGUUGCAUCAAGCUUCCCCCGUCUUGGUGCCUGGGGACACCGUCGGCGUCAGUAAAGCGUCGACUGCAGACGCCGAGGACGAGCCAUCAGUGGGGUACAGUCCCACUGCAAAUUCAGCAUUGUCCGAGUUAUACGCCCCGAGCAGCUGUGCUGCAGAAACUCCCAUGACUUCGGACACAUCCAUGUCUACCCAAAUCAGUAGCGACAUUGUGACUCCGGAUGAUGAUCUGCUCAAGAGAUGGCAUCACCAGCAGGCGAUCACCCCGACUAGCAGUGACCUGGCGACACCAGACGAUGACGUACCAAAAUCAUGUCUGCGGAAGCAACAGGUGACUCCAACCAGCAGUGACCUGGCAACGCCUGAGGAAGACACAGUGAAGACCAGUAAGCUGAGGAAACACCAACAUCAUGUGUUGGGAAAGGACUGUCCAAUCAACUCCAUAGAGCAGGUGGCGUCCACUGGAGCCCUGUUCACGAGCCUGAAGACUGCGGGUUUUGUGGAUCCUAGCAUGCUGUGGCUUCCUCUCCAGAGGCCACGGUCACUCAACCUUCAGCUUCACGGCACCACUACCAGUCAGCAGGUAGCAGCCCUGGCAGCUGUCACAGCUGGCAAGUGUUGCCAACAUCGCCGCAGUAGGCCUCUGAUUGCUCAAGUGUCUGGCAGCAAAGUGCCCUCCGUUAUCAUCGGUAAUAACAACGCCAUAUUGAUGGAGGACGAGGGUAGCGAGAGUCCUGAGAGUGGAAACCGCGAUGAAGGUUACUCCACAAUGUCCAGUGAUGUGCAGGGUGAGGCACUUCGUUCAGGAGAUCAGUCCACCUCCAUCACCACGUCUUGCACCAAUGGGGACAUCCUCCAUCGCAGGGGGCUGGAGGAUCUCAAGGAAGCCACCGACGAGACCGACGUGUCGGCUGUCGUGGCUGUUUCUGGGACAGGCGGAAACACUGCUUCAUUGCCAACAGCACUUGUUGUAGACUGCGGUGGCCCUGGUGCUGCAACAUCACCCAGCACUGUAGGCAGACUUCUGGUUGUGGAAGAUGUUCGUGAUCCUGACGUACUUUACAUACCUCUCGGUCUUGCAUUGGGUCUUAGUACCGGAAACCCACGCCACAGCUUCCCACCUUCCCACGAUCUCCUCCCAUAUCAGCAUAUCAUGAGGAGCUUUUCUGACUCUCACCUGUGUCUCAAAAUCACAACUGCUUCAACUCCUUCGCCUGUUAAUAACCAGCAACACUCUUCAUUUUCAUUAUCAUCGACUGCAUCGUCAUCACCAUCUGUACUUGUACUUGAUGUUUUAACAUCAGGGAGUACAGGAGAAGCGACUCAGAAACAGUCUCAUCCUCUGAGAAGAACAAAGGCAACAACAAGCUUGUUGCCAACAGCCCUUAGUGACCAACAAGAAUCUCUAGAGGAAGACGACACACACAGCAAUAGUGGCAGUUGGUGCAGCAGCGGAGAUAUAGUCGUGGAGGGAUGCUGGUGGGACACCGACUACGUGCAGCACUGGCUCCGGCUGGACGAUACCCGCAGCGCACUCCAGCAGCAACACAGGGACUUGAUGGAGCUUGAGUAUGAUCAUGCAGAACUAGAGGACUGGAGCAUGUCAUUGUCAUGUGAGGACAUUACCUCAUCGACAGCAUCUGUGGCAUCAGGUGUGGCAUCAUCAACUGACUCCUCCUCUUGGAGGCGAUCGGGUACAGCAGUAAAUGAAAACCUGACUCCAGGACAACAGUAUGGAAUGAUGCUACCUAGUAUUCAGGAGAAUAAUGCUCUGGAACUGGAGGAAGAUUCCAGUGAAUGUCUUUGGAAUAAUGCCAGCUAUCUCAUUGACCACAGAAAUGGUGGUAGAGAACUGAUGACAUUAUUGAUGGAUGACGGGGAUCAAAAUGGAGAUAACAGUGCGGGACAGAAAAGCAGUUGGCCCUAUAGUAAUGGAAACAAUGGUGGGAUUUGUGGAGGAAACUGCAGCUUAGCCUCUCCUGGAGGCAGCUGGUCAAGUACGGGAACAAAUUCAGAAGAGUGCUGUCAUUCAUAUGAGUGCUCUUACAAUGGUUGUAGUGGCAGUGGGCCAGGUGGCUGCCAAGAAAAUUCAUCUAAACGCUCCUCAGCAGCUAUGAGUGGCUGCAGUGAUGACGCAGCAAGCACAGAGUCACCAGCUGUUGUCGGAACUGAUUUUACCCGCGACUUCUACCGCCUUGUAAAAUUUGAAAGUACAAAGUCUCUCGCCUCUUUAUCAUCAAGAAGUCUGGCAGGUGGCGCGUGCGUGUCCGACGCCGGCGGGUCUCUCUCGUGGCGCCAGGGUCCCGACCUACCCCAUAUGUCCAACAUGCCUUUCUCUCAGGAUCGUGAACAAGCUCUGCAAAGCGUCCUUAACUUCAUAGCAGAGCAGCAACAGUAUUGUGCAUCCCGUGAAGAGCAGGAUUCUGGUAAGGAACAAAAUAGUACAAAUUCCUUGGACAGACCUGGAUCACAGGGUUACGAUAGUUGUCAGAGAAGCAACGAAUAUGAUCUUGUUGUCUGUCAAGGCCAGCAAAGGCGCUUAGUAUCGACAGAAUCGGAAACCAAAGACGAAUCAGGCGUAAGGCUACAAUUGCGUUCUCCUGCAGCAAAUUCUGCCUCUAACAGUAAUGUUGAUGGUCAGGUUUUGCCAGACAGAAGCAAUCAGUGCCCUGAGGAAAACUGCUCAAAGACAGAUACACUUGCCUCACGCACCUGCACAGAUUUACAAGAUGAUGAAAAGACUGUUCGUGGUGAUGAGGAAGCAACAAGGAAUGCUGAUGACUUUGAAGAGCAGAUUCACACCAUCAUAGAGCUGGAUACAAGAGACCACCAGGUGUACACUUCUCCCCUGGAAGAGAAUGAGAUUCAAAACUCAUCAAACAAGAAGGGAAGAUGUUCGGAGGUGGAACUCAAUGAACAGAACUCAUCCUCGACAAAGAAAAUGCAGCACAAUAAUAAUAAAGUUAUUCAUGAAAUAAAACAAGAACAGUGUAUAAAUUUAAAAGAGAUGUUGAAACCUGACUAUCAGGACACUUACGUUGAAGGAGAGGGGAGUGGCGAAGAAGGUAUAUGCCUCACAAUGCAAGCCUAUACUGCAAAAGUUGAAGCUUCUUGUCUGUUGAAAGAGAUGCAACAGCAGUCUGAUGACCACAAGCCCAGCACUAAUAAUUCGCAAGCCGAAUUUGAUGGCCAGGUUAGUAAAAUCAGUUCUGGUAACAAUUUGCUAAACAAGGACAAGACUGACAGCGGAGAAUCCCAGGCUGUGAAACAAAAAUUUGUGGGAGAUGAUGUCACAGAAAUUGAAAGUGUACAAGAACAAAUUAGUAAAGACAGAGAGAAUGAUACUGAUGAUACAGAUGAUCAUGUCAGAUCUAUGUGUCAUCCUGGCGGUUCACAGUUGAUAUUGGGGCAGUGUUCCAAAGGAUUGGCGCACAAUCUGCAGUGCAGUGUCGUCGGUGUGGGAUGUUGUCGAUCUGGGGAAGUGUUAGUGACUGUGAUAGAAGAGGAAGACGAACAUGCAUCAUCUAUUGAAACAAAAUCAAUGACUUCUACCGUGUCUACUCCCGAUACUGUAGUGAGUCCAGCCACACGCAGAACCCAACAGCAGCAUUCAUUAGACUUAUCGGUGUCUCAGACAAGCAUUGCUGGCAGUAUUAGUUCAGGAAGCAGUGGUAAUAGUGUGAUUGUAACAGAUGCAUCUGUACAUGCCUGGGCAGUGAGUUUUCACGAUCGAGCCACCUCCAAAGACGUGAUCGACGAGCUGAACAGAAUGAUACGUAAGGGUGAGGAUGGUGCAAUUUCAGUGUCCAGUGGAAGUUCUGGUACUGUUGCAACAGGCAGCGAAGGAGACGCGGCCACUGCAAUUGGAGCGUCGAAGCUUGAUCUGGCCUGCUGUUGUCCUACUGGAUGGGUCCAUGUGGAGCGCGAUAUAGACUUUACUGAUCCUAAGGCACGAGCAAAUCUUCUAGAUGUGAUGCUAGCAUCGAGUGGCAGCUCGGGAGCAAGCAGUAACAGCAGUAAUAGUAGCGACAGUGGCGAUGAGCCUGCAGACUACCAGCACCUACAUAGACUGCAUAGGUUUCGCCGACAGAAGAAAGCGUCGGCUACCAGAGAGCAGCUGGGAGUGCUGCGGUACCCCACUUCAACUCCGCGCCCAUCUAUCAUUGGGCGAGAUGAUUUCUUUGUGCGCUAUGGUGACAAGGAGCGAGAGGCUGUCGCAAGCUUUGACUUUCUAGAGGACAUCUCGACAACAUCAGUAAGUGGCGCCUCUUCCUGCGAUACACUUGGCUCAUGCCAGAAACUGCCUGCAGCCCCUCAGCAAUUACCCUCCAGACUACAGACCCAACAGCAGCUGCAACCUCCCAAGAAACAACCAUCGCAGUCGGAACCAGAAAUUAUAACUCCUAGCAGUGAGGAUAGCGAUGAUCGAACAGGAGGGCAGUUGUCAUUCAGUGACUCUUGUGCUGCUAGCUUCUCAGGUUCCUCAGUCAGUCUUGAAAACCAGGAAGAGUAAUUGGCUGGCUUAAGUGGAUUUUGGUUCCCAAAGGCUUGGACACAAGCCUCAACUAGUCCCAGUAACAGUUAACCACUAGGCCUAUUUGUAAAUUUUCUUCAAUAUUAACCCCAAACAUUGGCAAUUUUAUUGAGUUUCAAACAUACUAUCUCCUCAUCAGAAUAAAAUCACAUGCAGGCUAUAUAUAUAUAUAUAUAUAUAGAUAUUAAUCAAAAGCUCAAAAGUAUUUUGUGGUCACACUGAAUUUUUCUGACAUGAUCAGAUUCCUGGCUAAAUAUGUCUCUACUUGGAAUUGUAUGCAGAACAGAGUUGUCAUUUUCUUAGACAUUUUUCAGAAUUAAGGAACAGUUGAAUAAAUUCAUCCUGACAUGUAUGAAAUUUAAAGGUCGCAGAAGUACAUACAAGGCUCCUGUAACAUCAGUCCAUAUAAAACAGAGUCACUUCUCUGCAUAUUCUUUUGUGAAUGAAGAUCCAAGCUUUAAAAAUUAAUAUAAAGAUACAGGGUCAUCCAGCAGGAGACAUUUACAGCCCCCGGCACUCCCGCAUUGGCCACCUUUUACACACACGCACUUGUCUAAUGUUCAAUACUAAUUUAAGUAGGCUAUAGUCAUUGUUAGGAAAAGUUGAAUAAGAUGUUGAGAAGAUUAAAGAAAUAAUUCACACUAUAAAUUUUACAAAUAGACUAAUUUAACUUUAUACUAGUAUAAGUUAAAUAUGUAGAAAUAUAAUACAUGUUCAGAGAACAAAAAUAAAAAUAAAACAUAAAAUUCUUACUUCGUAAGGUACCCAUUCUCCACUUCAUAGGUUGUCUCUGUGCUUGAAUGCAAAGGUGGGUUUGUAAUUCUGCAUAAAUUUUAAUGCAACAAAAAACAAAUAUUUAUGAAAGAAAAAGGUUUCCAAAACUAAGAAAAAAGUUGAACCCUAUGUGCCAGCGAUUACAUGGUCUAUGUUUAAUGUCUUCAGCAGUUUUAAGGCGCACAUUUUAAAAGGGAAAAUGCCAGACACAUAAAGCAGAAAUAUGGGAAUUAAUUUCUUUCACAUUAUUCAUAUGUUCUGAAUAUUUAAUAUAAAUCAUUGGACCCAAUUAAAAUUAUAUAAAUCAGAUUGUAAAGUAAAUUCUUAGAAUUCAGGCGCACACGAUACCCGUCUUCAACCUUACUUUGUAAACAGACAGUAAAUAAUUCUCCAUGCUGUGGCCAUUGUGUGUCAUGGACCUACUUUCCCUUGAAAUGGUAAAGUAGAUGUAAUU
This is a messenger RNA of Zootermopsis nevadensis, 7819 nucleotides long. The record is from RefSeq and is a predicted model, not a curated record. Lineage: Eukaryota; Metazoa; Arthropoda; Insecta; Blattodea; Termopsidae.